AUGCCUCGAGUUAAAAUUGAUUAUGUUGUGAGCAUGAGUAGUGAGGACCCUGAAAAUCCGGCAAACAACCUAUUAUCGUGGGAAAUAAACAAGAAGAAAUGGCUCUGUAAGACGGGCGAGACCUCUUGUUCAGUAGUCCUACAACUGACUAAGGCUGUCCAGAUAGAAUCAAUCACGGUUGGAACUUAUCACACAUCCAUGCUAGAGGUGCUAGUGGGAUCAUCGGAGAAGCCCAACGACACCUUUGAGGUGUUGGUCCCGAGCUGUGUGUUGUGUUCUCCACGAGAGGCUCGCGGAGAACCCGUUGAGAGAGUGAAGAGCUUCACACGAGAUGAACUGACGGCCGCCCGACACACACGCUGGGACCGACUGAGGCUAGUCUGCUCACAACCUUACAAUAGACACUGCAAGUAUGGAAUCUCAUUUGUUCAUAUCUUUGAACCGGAAAGUUCAGCUCAAUCGGGCCAGACGGCUGUGUCCAUCCCUCGCAUGUUGCGGCUCGACGAGAUCGGUUCAGAAGAUGAGGAGUUCCGUCCCGGAGAACUGUUCAACAAACACAAACAGGAACAAAACACACAUACUAGUACUGAUGCACAGAUCAGACAGGCGACGUCGCGGGCACUCAACAAUAUAGGCGACUCCUCAACCAGAUUAACAAAGACGCCGAUAACGAAAACUAACAACAGACUGUUAGGAGAAAACUCGAGUUGUUCAAAAAGAGAAAAGAGAAGUCUUAUAUACACAGAAGAUGACGAGCAACCACACAAGAAGAUAGACAGAGUUAUAGAGAGACACGAGAGAGAGAAACAGAGAGAAGAAAUAAAGAAGAAGAAGACUGACCAGGAGGACAAGAAGAAGAAGACGAUCACUACCAGAGAAGAGAGUACAGGAGAUGAGAAGAACAAGGAAACAAAACAAACGGACAACCGGACACCGGACCACACACACACUACAGUAAUGAAUACAAACAAGAGGAAACACUCCCAGGAAGCUCCGUCCCGCCCUCUGUCGUCCGUCCUGUCGGGCGUGGUGUUCUCUAUAUCGGGCUACGUGAACCCGCGUCGAGCGUCGGUCCGCGCGGCCGCUCUCCGGAUGGGUGCGCGCUACACGCCCGACGUCACCCACGACUGCACGCACCUCAUUUGUGCCUUCCCCAAUACUCCGAAACUCCGUCUGGUACGGGACGGCGUGGCCGUGGUUAAGGCAGAGUGGAUCGAGGACUGUCUGCAUUCAGGGACCAGGCUCAAGGAGGGGAGAUACGAGACGAGGGGAGGGGGAGGGGGGCGCACCCGGGACGAGAAGGAGGAGAGGGGAGGGGGACUUCACCAGGGCGAGGAGGAGAGGAAGGGGGACGGGGGAGGGCGGCGACACAUGGACAGUAAGGAGAGGGAAGUUGGGCGCCACCAGGACGAUGAGGGAAGGGAAGACGGGGGAGGGGGAGGGGGACGGCACCAGGAUGAGACGGAACACGACACGGACGACGAAAUAGAACAAGUGAUGAGACGACAGAAGAGAAAACGAGUGAAGGAAGAGGAGGAGGAGGAGGGAGGGGACACGGAGGAGGAGGACGGAGAACAGAGGAGGGAGGAGAUAGACGAGAGUAAGUCGCUGCCCCAGUUCCUGUCGGGCGCCACGUUCUCCGUGUGUGCUCGCCUGCCGCCGCCGGUCCGCUCGCUCGUGGCGCGCUACAUCACCGCGUACGGCGGGGUGGUGCUGCAGUCGGUGAGUGAGUCUCCUCAGUUCGUCAUCAGCUCGUCGUCCGCCUCGAGCCCCGCCUGGCUGUGGGCGUGUCACACACACGGACGACUGCUGCCGCUCAACUGA
Danaus chrysippus (African queen) is the source of this 1824-nucleotide messenger RNA. The record is from the annotation of a GenBank genome assembly. NCBI's taxonomy places the organism in Eukaryota, Metazoa, Arthropoda, Insecta, Lepidoptera, Nymphalidae.